Messenger RNA from Dibothriocephalus latus, 555 nucleotides. Lineage: Eukaryota; Metazoa; Platyhelminthes; Cestoda; Diphyllobothriidea; Diphyllobothriidae. The record is from the annotation of a GenBank genome assembly.
AUGGAAAAAGCCGGCAGUGGAACUAAUGCCAGGUUUUGGAAUGGGACGAGCACUGGCAGCACAGGCCAGCCAAUUAACGAGAAACAGUGUCAUUCUCCUCGUCCUCCUCCACUCAUUUCAAAAUUCCGCGGUGAGCCUCCUGACGAUCUUGCAACACAGGAGCCGCAAACACGGUCCAAAUCUACAACAAAAAUGACCAGCGUGUUCUCCUCCCUCAAGACCGCUCCGGCGGGUGCCUACUAUAUAAUUAAUCCCGAAUGGGCUAGUGAGUCCAAAACCAUCUCGCAUUUGGGACUAUCCCCUCGACCAGCCCCAUUGGAGACCGGUGUCCACUUUUCCCGAAAAUCCCAGCCGACCUCCUCGGGGAGAGGAUGGGAUGAAACGCUGGUAAAUAGCCGGGGGGAUUCUCACCAUGGAAUCCUGCCGGAGGACCGGGGCAACGAGAGCUUCCUAUCGGCUGCUCGUCGGGCUAAUUCACAAAACCCCGUUUGGCCUCAUCGUUGCAAAAGUGCACCAUCAUCAAAGCGAAGUCGAAAUCCAAUCUCUUGGGUAUAA